AUGUCACUUUGGGUGAAUCCUUUACGGUUGAACGACCCUUCUCACAUGGCUCGGGAUGUCAUCACACGCCAAACGGUAUCUUCAGAUGACGACAAGACGCCGUAUGGCAAAAGAGGCCAGCCUCGAUCAAGCACUGGAAUGCUGCCCACCACCACGACCUCACGACCAUUGUGGGAUGAAUUCGCCUGCUGA
Messenger RNA from Penicillium macrosclerotiorum, 192 nucleotides. RefSeq lists its product as uncharacterized. The record is from RefSeq and is a predicted model, not a curated record. The coding region runs from base 1 to 192 and encodes 63 amino acids. The transcript has 2 exons. NCBI's taxonomy places the organism in Eukaryota, Fungi, Ascomycota, Eurotiomycetes, Eurotiales, Aspergillaceae.